Messenger RNA from Ectocarpus sp. CCAP 1310/34, 3788 nucleotides. The record is from the annotation of a GenBank genome assembly. Lineage: Eukaryota; Phaeophyceae; Ectocarpales; Ectocarpaceae.
AUGUCGAUACCCCAUGCUCGUCGUGGUGGCUGCUGCUCACUUGCCUCGCGUGUACAUAGGGGCGCCGCGACAGCGUCUGCGGCGGACAAGAAGCAGGAUGGGGGUGUCGACGACGAGAAGAAGAAGCUGCGGGGCGCCCUGGAGGGAGCCAUCGUUUCGGAGAAGCCCAAUGUCAAGUGGAGCGACGUGGCCGGGUUGGAGCAGGCGAAGAGCACGCUCAAGGAAGCGGUCAUCUUGCCUGCGAAGUUUCCGCAGCUUUUUACCGGGAAGAGAAGGCCGUGGAAGGGUAUCUUGCUUUACGGGCCUCCCGGGACGGGUAAGUCUUACCUCGCCAAGGCGGUGGCGACGGAAUCGGACGCUGUUUUUUUUGCCGUGUCGUCGUCGGACCUGGUGAGCAAAUGGCAGGGAGAGUCCGAGAAAUUGGUCCGCAACCUGUUUGAGCUGGCCCGCGAGCACGAGCGAUCGAUCAUCUUCAUCGACGAGGUGGACUCCAUGUGCGGGAGCCGAUCGGAGGGGGAGAACGACUCGGCGAGAAGGAUCAAGACGGAGUUCCUGGUGCAGAUGCAGGGGGUGGGAAACACGCACGACGGGAUUCUCGUGCUCGGCGCUACGAACGUCCCCUGGGAACUCGACCCGGCCAUGCGCCGUCGUUUCGAGAAGAGAAUUUACAUCCCCCUCCCAGAGCCCGAGGCUAGAUCGAUCAUGUUCAAGCUACACCUUGGCGACACGGCCAACACUCUCACCGAUCAAAAUUUUGAAACGCUGGGAGACAAGGCGGAAGGGUGCUCCGGUUCGGACAUUUCCGUCAUCACUCGCGAGGCGCUGAUGGAGCCGCUACGGAAAUGCCAGACGGCUAAGCAAUUCGUACCCACAAAGGACAACAUGCUCAUUCCCGCGGAGAAGUACCCGAACUGCCCAUACUGUCCGCAAGACCUCACCACUCGGCCAGCCAAGAUGGGGGAGGUCUGCCCCACCUGCAAAGCGAUACGCAUCAGUCUUUACGAGGUUCCCACUGAGAAGCUUUUGGUCCCAGACGUCUGCUACGACGACUUCCUCAAGGCACUAACGAAGUCUGGAAGCUCGGUAUCGGAGGAGGAGCUCACGCGUUUCGUCGAGUGGACCGAGGAUUUCGGGCAGGAGGGAUGACCGGGCAGGACGCUUACCUGUUGACUGUUAACUGUUGUGUCAUAUUAUGGUCCUUCCUUUCGUGAAGUCUUUGUAUCGGGGUCCGUUGACCUACCUGCCUUGAAGGGGUAGGGUUGGACACGACGAGCAAAAAUAGGCCAUGAGUGGGGAGGCAGGGGGUGCUCUCUUCGAGCUGUCUUUGUGCUCUCGUCGAGCUGUCUUCGUUUGUCAAACUUGUUGUGAGACGAAAAAGCAACGUCGACGGCCGUUACUUUCGUGCUUGUUACGGGCAUCUGCGGGCAGAAUCAACGAUCGGCCUGAACGCGAAGCCUUGAGCUGUUCCUGAUCUACCCUUCCACCUUGGGCAAAAGGGACGACGGAAACAAAAACAAGAAGAUGUGUUGUGCUGUGGUAACACUCACCGCCCCUCCCUUGGUGUUGGCACGUCGGCAAGAACGAGAUGGUAAACAAAGCAGUUCCAACGUUGUGAGACAGCUGUGGCGGUACGGCCCAUGCAUGUAAGCAAAAAAGCUUUGCUGGCGUCGGAAAUGGAGACACAGGGGGUGGGUUAUUGUGGGAGGAAGUCUGCGGAUAUGAUCGGUGUGUAUCAAUGCCAUCCGCUCGAUCACUGCAAGUUUUCAUGCGCCCUUCGGCGAACAGGCGGCAUCGUCAUCAUCACAGCGGGGGUGGUGGUACUCCUUCGAAUCCACUUUUUUUUUUUCACGUGCAACAGGCUGCCUGCAGCACCUAUCCUGGCGUUUUUGACCAACCAACAUGUGUAAAGACAGCCAAGCCAUGAUAGGUACAGCAGUAGUGCUCGAGGGUUGCCCGGGGGGGUUGGCUGUUUUUGCCGUAUACUGAGGUGAAACCCAGGAGAUUUGUUCGUACAUAAAAUGCCUCUAUCGGCGACCACGUCAUCAGGAGGCAAUGAUGAGAAAAUGUUCUCCCGUGCCCGUGGCACAUUCAACGACAUGAAAUUAUACAACAUAACAUUUAAUGAGACACACAAGACAGCUGCCAAACUGAUUUUUCGAGCCUGUCACCUGCAGGGGAGUUGUCCCUAUAUGCUGUCUAGGAAAUCGUAGACAUACAGGUAGUUUUCUCUGACACUAUGAUUCCAUUGUUAAUCUGUCUCAGAGAUGGAGUCGUUGUGUCAUUUUUUUUUUUUUUCAACGGUGAGACCACGCCCGUGUGCCCGCAUAUCAGCCGCACAUACUCCGCACAUAUGCAUACCAAACCGAAAAUACGUUUGUAAACUGAUGGAGAUUGCAUGUCCUACAACUAACAGGGUGCGACACACAAAACGCCCGACUAACCAACAGUACCCAACAUCAUCCGUCUGCACCUUCCCAACAUAACAUAUGAGACACACAAGACAGCUACCAAACUGAUUUGUUGAGCCUGUUACCCGCAGGGGAGAUGUCCCUAUAUGCUGUCUGGGAAAUCGUAGACAUACAGGUAGUUUUCUCUGACGCUAUGAAUCCAUUGUCAACCUGUCGCUGACUCUUUUCUAUGAUAGAGAUGGACUCGUUGUGUCUUAGUUAGAAAAAUAAAAUAAAUGGAAACCGUCCGAGUGGCUGCCCCCGUUUCGAGGGGUUUCGUGGUGUUGUCGGGGGGUGGGGGGUCCUUGACCAACACUCCGUCGCUGCAGAGGUUUUUCGGAAAGCGGCCGGGUGGUUCAAAAAGAAGUCAUGGUGGUCGGUGGCGGCCAGGACUGAGAUGUUGGUGGGUCAAGGGGUUACCGUGACCUCCCCUUACAAAGGACGCGCAACACGCGUAACACGGGCCCCCUCAGAAAGACACAAAAACACUACGAUGCACGAACGCACGCGACCACUUUGUAUGUAUACAAAUGCACACGAGCUUCCAAGUGUCCACGGCUCAGGUUCUCAUUUCCGCUUUGGGGGGUAGAGACAACGCACAGGUGUAUUCAAAACAAGAACCUUUCUUGCCCAGGCAUACGGGAUAGUGCGCCCGACGACCGGGAAUACACGCCUGGACAGGCCGAAUGAAUGAUAAACGUCGCCGUGUAGCGUUGUGCUUGGAGGCAACCGAGGCAUGCCAUAGGUUUCCGGGCGACGCGCUACGACUCUGACUGGCGUCUCGACCCUGACCCCUAGCCUCAACCGGAGGUAGGUGUGGGUGGUUGGUCGGUGUGCCUUUCGGAGGUCCUACAAAGGGUCGCUGUCGCCACUGAACCCCUACCCUCAAGUCUAACGCUAGCCCCAGCCCCAACUGUUCGGCGUGCCUUUCGAAGGUCCUUCAAAGGGUCGAUGUUGCCACUGAACCCCUAAACCCUGAGCCCUCGCCACAAGCUCCAACCGGAGUUGGGUGUUAGUUACGUGUGCCGUUGGAAGGUCCUUCAAAGGGUCGAUAUUGCCACUGAGCUGCUCAAAGACACGACCUUUUUUCGGUGCCGGUCUGUCGAGGUAUUCAAACGGGGUGGGUGCCCUCUGGUACGCCUUCUGUACCAGUCACCACCCCACCCGCCUACUAUCCAUACCGUGUUCGCCCCACCCCCUGUCUCUCCCAACACACACACACUCACAGACACAGACAGGUGCCUUGCUCGCUCUCGAGUCGGCCGAACGGCACGUACACACAUGUUGGGGUAAAAAAACGCCAUCGAAACCAGUAUGGUACAAUUCUACAGUACUCUACAC